AUGGUCUAUACGAAUAAAUGUCCAGUUUUGAGCGAUAUUGAAUGGAGAGAUAACUGUCAAUUUCCACGAUAUCUUAUUGCCAGAAAAAUGAAAUAUUUAUGGGAAGGCGAUCUUGGUCAUGCUGUAGGUGUAAGUAUAGCAAUAUGUCAUUCAUGUAACAAUCUCGUUUAUUCUAGAAUCGGAAGUGGUUAUGAGUGUGGAUUUCCUCAUUUCAUGGAUAAACAUUGGAGCACAAAUUGCACAGGAAACGCAUAUUGUGAUAUUA
Messenger RNA from Entrophospora candida, 265 nucleotides. NCBI's taxonomy places the organism in Eukaryota, Fungi, Glomeromycota, Glomeromycetes, Entrophosporales, Entrophosporaceae. The record is from the annotation of a GenBank genome assembly.